AUGGAUUCAAGGAACAAAACAAUUGCUGAAGAGCCACUCUUAUUACCGGCAAGCGAUGCGCCACCGACGCACCAUGAAUCUGACGGCGAGCUUGAGAGAGUGCUAUCGGACACCACCGUGCCAUACUUCCGCCGCAUCCGUUCCGCCACGUGGAUUGAGCUUAAACUGCUCUUCUUCUUAGCCGCUCCAGCUGUGUUUGUUUAUCUCAUCAACUAUGUUAUGUCUAUGUCCACACAAAUCUUCUCCGGCCACCUUGGUAACCUUGAGCUCGCCGCCGCGUCGCUCGGGAACACCGGUAUUCAGAUAUUUGCUUAUGGCCUCAUGUUGGGUAUGGGAAGUGCAGUGGAAACACUAUGUGGACAAGCAUAUGGAGCAGAAAAAUAUGAAAUGCUUGGAACUUAUCUACAAAGAUCAACAAUUCUUCUAACCAUAACCGGUUUAUUCCUAACGGUUAUUUAUAUCUUAAGCAAACCAAUUCUAAUAGCCAUAGGACAAUCACCAAGAAUCUCUUCUGCCGCCGCGCUUUUCGUUUACGGACUUAUCCCACAAAUAUUCGCUUAUGCGGUAAACUUUCCGAUUUCCAAGUUUCUUCAAGCACAGAGUAUAGUUCUACCAAGUGCAUACAUUUCAGCAGCAACAUUGGUGGUUCAUCUUGUACUAAGUUGGCUAGUUGUUUUUAAGAUUGGGUUGGGAUUAGUGGGAGCUUCGUUGGUUUUGAGUUUGUCGUGGUGGAUUAUUGUUGUUGCUCAGUUUGUUUAUAUUGUGAAGAGUGAAAAGUGUAAGAAGACGUGGAAUGGGUUUACGGUGGAGGCGUUUUCGGGGUUGCCGGAGUUUUUUAAACUGUCGGCGGCUUCCGCGGUUAUGCUGUGUCUUGAAUCUUGGUAUUUUCAGAUUCUGGUUUUGCUUGCAGGGCUUCUUCCUGAGCCAGAAUUGGCUCUUGAUUCUCUUUCUAUUUGCACCACUAUUCUUGGAUGGGUGUUCAUGAUCUCAGUUGGAUUCAAUGCAGCUGCAAGUGUGAGGGUGAGCAACGAACUAGGAGCAAGAAAUCCAAGAUCAGCUUCAUUUUCGGUGAAAGUGGUGACAUUGAUAUCAUUUUUAGUAUCGAUAAUCUCUGCGAUAGUUGUGCUUGCAUUAAGAGAUGUUAUCAGCUAUGUUUUCACGGAGGGUGAAGCCGUGGCAGCCGCGGUCUCAGAUCUUUGUCCACUCCUCGCUGUUUCUCUUGUCCUCAAUGGCAUUCAACCUGUCUUAUCUGGUGUUGCUGUUGGUUGUGGAUGGCAAGCUUUCGUGGCUUAUGUGAACGUGGGUUGUUAUUAUAUAGCUGGUAUACCAUUGGGUGCAAUUCUAGGCUUUUAUUUUAAUUUUGGUGCUAAGGGAAUAUGGCUAGGGAUGCUUGGUGGAACUUCUAUGCAGACAAUUAUUCUGAUGUGGGUCACAUUUAGAACUGACUGGAACAAAGAGGUGGAAGCAUCAGUCCAGAGGUUGAACAAAUGGGAAGAUAAAAAAGAGCCCCUUUUAAAUUAA
This is a messenger RNA of Lathyrus sativus (Indian pea), 1521 nucleotides long. The record is from the annotation of a GenBank genome assembly. NCBI's taxonomy places the organism in Eukaryota, Viridiplantae, Streptophyta, Magnoliopsida, Fabales, Fabaceae.